UUCCCUUACCGCACUUGACUUAAAUUCGCUCUAGUACGCGUCAUCCUUACGCACUCGCCUCCACGCAUUGUAGGCUACACUUGACAGCGUCGGACCACACAGUAUGAGAUAGAAAGAUAGAGCAGCAGCACCACCCCUCCCGUGUGUUUUGGGACUUUUUUUUUCCUCUGAGCGGAAGGUUGGAUGCUGUCAGGAUGAGCUGAGGGUGAUGCUCCGGUACAGAACAGCGCGCUGUAUUUUGGCACACAGGGGGAUGCACCAGUUUAACCCUCGCCUCUGCCCUCCGGACUCGCCCAUCCAGUGCUUUGCCUAAAAGAUAAGUUGUAGAAAGGGAUGCGAGCUCAUUCCGCGCUAUACUCCCACGGAUCUCCCUCUCUCCGCGGGUUCUCUUCAACUUGGCCGGCCCAUUUGCACUCAUGCUCGCAGCGCAGGAGCACGUAAGGUACGGGCCAUCUACCGCCCUCACUUUGCACAUCGGAGGAGUGCGUUUAGCGGCGUGAUUCCGGUCGCUAUCGUCUCUCAGAGUGCCAGCAAGACUCCCAAGUCCCAACUACUUUUCGAGAUGUGAGAUUCGCUGGCGUACCCCCACUCUCUCUCUUUCUCUCUUACCUGUCCUAUGCUAGCCACAACGGGAUUGCAAGAGGAAAAUGGUUGUGGCAUAAAGUAUUUGUGGAGACGCCUGUCACAGAGAAGACCGCUGCUGGAGUGGACAGGGUGGAUGGUGAUUUCCGAUACACUUCAAGCCUAUGUCUACUGCAUUCAUUUGCUGGAAACGCUGCCUAGUAGUGUCUUCAAGAACAGCGCAAGAGGAAUGCUGGUCCAAGAUCUAAUGCCAUUUACUUUAAGUUUUUGGCCUUUUUUCUUCGGUCAUUGCCUCCUCUCACUGCUUUUACUCUCAUGCCAGGGAGAACUCCAGAGGUCAUGCUCACAGACUGUGGCGGAGAAAGUUAGUGACCAGUGCCAGCUGGCAUGCCAGUGUAGAAGAUACCCUCCUCUCCCUCCACCUCCACCUCCUCCACCCCCGCCGCGGCUCCUGGCCCCCCCAGUGGUGGAGCCCAUGGUGCCCUUAGUCCGGCCCUGGUGGUCAGAGAUGGACUUUAUAGUGCUGGGAACGGUGGGGUGUGCCUCACUGCUCUUCCUCCUGUCAGCUGUCAUCAUCUGCUACAAGGCCAUCAAGAGAAAACCACUUCGGAAAGAAGAAAAUGGCACAAGUCGAGGGGAGUACGCCAUGAGCAUCCGCAACAAGAAGGCCAUGAGCCCCAACAACACUGUGGUAUAGACUGACCCACCAUCCCCACUCCCCCUCACACAGGCCUGCCUCAGCCCUGCCUCAGCCCCCUCACCAGGGCUCCACCCUAUCCUCUCUGCUUGGCAUGUUGCCCAGAAACGACAGCAUUCAGCAUUAAGGGAAGCUGCGGCAGACGGCAGGAGAAAUCAAGUGAAUGAAAGAAAGAUGGUGGAGUAUGUGGAGAGGCCCAGCAGGCUGCACAUUAUGCUCUCAGUAACAGCGCGUGGAGCUGACAGCCUGGUUGGCUGCUGACUGGAGAGGACUGUCUGCCAGUCUGCUGCAGAUCCAGGCCUGUUGACAUGUGCAGCCCAGCAAUAGACCACAGUGCAGUCCCCUGGGCCUCAGGACAGCCAUCAACAAAACAUGCAUGCACUUUUACACACAAUGCAACUUUUUCUACACCCUCCACCUUCUGUUCUCCAUCUAACAGCUCUGCUCCCUCACACGGACUCAUCGGACUAUGCAAUCUAAAGUCGAAUCAAGAGGAGCGAGCGUGCUUAUGUGCAUGGCCUGGGACUCCAUGAGGACUCUGUGUAAUAUACUCCAGUCAUGCUUUUAUUUACGUAUCCACCUUUAUUUUUGUACUGUCUUGUACAUUAUCCACACUUGAAAAGAACUUGGUGAGGUUAUUUUAUCACUGGAUAUCUGUUUUUUAAGUGAGUCAUUUCUACAGUAUAGUCCAUGUGUGAUAUACGCUUUAAGGCUGCUGAUGCAGUCUCCUGUCCCUGUGUGUGUGUGAAUGGACAUCUCCAGCUGUGUGCUCCAUCACGUUGUUUGUUGUCUUGAGGUCAGCUAGAUGCCUUCAGCCAUCUUUUGUUUGGAUGUGACAAUCUUUCUUUUCUGUGUCACAAGGGCUUAGCCCAUCGCUAUAGAAACAGGGGACAUGAGCCAGGGCUUGACCUUGUGAGUUUGAUCCAAUAGUCCGAGCUCAGGUUACUGUGAGCAAGGCCCCAGCGGGCUAUCACUGGCCUGUCCCACAGAGCCAAGAGUCUGCUGUGUGUGAGCGGCCCCUCUCUCUAUCUGUCUUGCUUCCUCUUUCUGUCUGUCUCGACCCCCCACCCCCCCCUUUGCCUCUCUGUCUGUCUCUCUCUCUCUACCUAUCGCUGUCUCUCUCUCUAUCUCUGUUUGUCUGCCUGUCUGUCUCUCUCCCUCUCCUCUCGUCUCUCUCCUGUCUCUGCUGUGUGCAAAAGCAUAGCAUUUAUCUACAUAAAUGAACAUUUGGAAAGUCAUGCUUGCAUUUAAACAUGCACAGGUCUUAGCCAACAGUGCACCCGCCCUGUACCUACGAGAGAGAUAAUGGAUGCAUGAAUGUAAAUACUGCUAUUUAAAUAUCUGCCUUCUGGACUGUUAUUCAUGUACAGUGUAACAACAUACAGUAUGUUUCUACAUAGUAAAGCUGAAACAAUGUGCAACCAUUUAGAAUUAAGUCAAUGUUGUCAUGUUGUUGGAGCAAGCCAUUAAUGUAUAUAUGGCAAUCAAUAGUACACACUCAAUUUAUGCAUCAUACCAAACAGCUGUGGAAAGCAACGUGCAUAAGUUGAUUUUGUGGCUGAGUUUUCAGUUGUAAAUAAAGCUGUACAU
Periophthalmus magnuspinnatus is the source of this 2869-nucleotide messenger RNA. RefSeq names its product proline rich membrane anchor 1 (gene prima1). NCBI's taxonomy places the organism in Eukaryota, Metazoa, Chordata, Actinopteri, Gobiiformes, Gobiidae. The record is from RefSeq and is a predicted model, not a curated record. The transcript has 4 exons. Bases 617 to 1279 code for a protein of 220 amino acids.